Messenger RNA from Colletes gigas, 1522 nucleotides. It is a transcript of the gene Uba4, whose product is annotated as adenylyltransferase and sulfurtransferase MOCS3. The record is from RefSeq and is a predicted model, not a curated record. The transcript is spliced from 6 exons. Gene Ontology annotation, biological process: tRNA wobble position uridine thiolation; protein urmylation. The coding region runs from base 212 to 1522 and encodes 436 amino acids. Gene Ontology annotation, molecular function: adenylyltransferase activity; thiosulfate-cyanide sulfurtransferase activity; URM1 activating enzyme activity. Gene Ontology annotation, cellular component: cytoplasm; cytosol. NCBI's taxonomy places the organism in Eukaryota, Metazoa, Arthropoda, Insecta, Hymenoptera, Colletidae.
CAAUAUUGAGGAUUAACAAUAUAACACUGAACAUAUAGAGUAAUUCUGUUUGCUUUGUUAUUGAAAUUUUAUCAAACGGAUAUCCUAUUACGUCGUGCAAUCUGUGUUCCUCAACUCCACGAUCAUCCACGAGAUCCCAAUCGAAUUUCUAUUUUGAAUCUUUAAAAAGACACAAGUUAAUAACCAAUUUCUGAGGGCUCAUUUAGUAGACAUGAAUGAAAAAGAAUUGGUUGUUGAAAUUACGGAAUUACAUGAGUUAUUACGCGCGAAAGAAGCCCAACUGGCUGCCUUAAGGCGCGAAAAACAAAUUGUACAAGACUGUGGGCUGAGCAACGAUGAGAUAUCAAGAUAUAGCAGGCAAAUGUUUUUGUCAGAAGUUGGCGUGAAAGGCCAAUUGAAGAUAAAAAAUAGUGCAGUAUUAAUUGUAGGAGCAGGUGGUCUUGGAUGUCCAGCAGCAUUAUAUCUGGCAUCUGCCGGUAUUGGACACAUUGGUAUAAUUGACUAUGAUGAUGUUGAGAUUAACAAUCUUCACAGACAGUUGUUAUUCACAGAAAUAAACAUUGGAACGCCGAAAGUAAAUGCUGCUGCAGAAAAUCUUAAUCGCCUAAAUAGUAACAUUAAAAUUACUCCAUAUAAAAUCCAACUGGAUAGUAGCAAUGCUUUAGAAAUAAUAAAAUGUUAUGAUGUGGUAUUAGAUGCAACUGAUAAUGUAGCUACACGUUAUCUAUUAAAUGAUGCGUGCGUUCUGAGUAAGAAACCUUUAGUUUCUGGAUCCGCAUUAAGGUUCGAGGGACACUUAACUGUAUUUAAUCAUUAUGGACCUUGCUACAGAUGUAUAUUUCCCAAACCUCCUCCCCCCGAGACUGUAACAAAUUGCGGCGACGGUGGUGUUUUCGGGCCAGUUGUUGGUACCAUUGGCGUUUUACAAGCAGUAGAAGCUUUAAAAGUUCUGCUCAACAUGCCACACAUAUUAUCUGGUCAACUUCUGUUAUAUGACGGAUUAGAAACGAAAUUUCGCAAUAUCAAUUUGCGGGAUAAAAAUGUAAAUUGUCCCGUGUGUGGCGAACAUCCGACCAUACAAGAAUUGAUCGAUUAUGAGCAAUUUUGUGGUGCAAAAGCAAAUGAUAAAGAUCCGAAGUUGACUAUAUUAAAGAACGAGGAACGAAUAAGCGUGGAAGAAUAUAAUGCAACGUUAAAAUUAGGUACAAAACCUCACAUGUUGAUCGAUGUGCGUUCGCCCGAAGAAUUUCAAAUUUGUCGUUUAAAGAAUUCCGUAAAUGUACCAUUGAACGAAAUUAAUAAUAAUGAAAGGAUAAUGCUAAUAAAAAAUAAAAUGCAAGAAAUGAGAAAAGACCACGACGAAAUUGGUCUGUAUGUUAUGUGUAGAAGAGGAAAUGAUUCACAAAAGGCUGUAAAACACUUUCAAAAGAUGUUGAACGAAAGUAAUUUAGAAAUAAAAGAUAUAAUUGGGGGAAUUCAUGCAUGGAGUAAAAAAAUUGAUGAUACGUUUCCUGUGUAUUAA